Molecule: messenger RNA, 1706 nt
Organism: Hibiscus syriacus
Lineage: Eukaryota; Viridiplantae; Streptophyta; Magnoliopsida; Malvales; Malvaceae
Product: UDP-glycosyltransferase 92A1-like
Exons: 2
Coding region: 122-1630 (502 amino acids)
Molecular function (GO): UDP-glycosyltransferase activity
Source: RefSeq, a predicted model, not a curated record
GCCAAACAUCAAAGGGACCGCCAUUAUUGCUCUUGAUAACCAAAUUCAAAGCUUUGGGGUCUGUACCCACAAUUUACCAGCAAAAAAGAAAAAAAAAAUCUCAUCUUGAGCAAGCUCGAUCAUGGGUUCUGCCGGCGAAUUCAUACACAUUGUAAUGCUUCCUUUCAUGGGUCACGGCCAUCUCAUUCCAUUCCUAGCUUUAGCGAAGCAGAUCCGUCGCCAAACCGGCUUCAACAUCGCCAUAGCCAAUACUCCUCUCAACAUCCAGUACCUCCGUUCCACUCUCCGGCAGGACCCCAAUCCCGGAAUCCGCUUGUUGGAGCUCCCGUUCGCCAGUUCCGAUCACGGGUUGCCGCCCGACACGGAGAACACCGAGGACUUGACGUUGGAUCUCAUCGGUAAGCUCUUUUCUUCUUCCGUUUGUUUGAGGACCCCGUUUCGUGAUGCGUUGUCGGAUGUGGUUACACGGCAGGGAAGACCACCUGUUUGUGUUAUUUCUGAUGUGUUCUUCGGUUGGGCUGUCGAUGUCGCCAACGGUGUGGGAACGGUAAACGUUACGUUCUCGACGUGCGGUGGUUAUGGGACGAUGAGUUACGUUUCGUUGUGGUUGAAUCUUCCUCAUCGGAAAACGGAUUCCGAUGAGUUUAACGUGCCUGGAUUCCCUGAAAGGUGUAAAUUUCACGUCUCUCAACUGCAUGGGUUUUUGAGGAAUGCUGAUGGGAAUGAACUAUGGUCCAGGUUCAUGCAGCCACAGAUUUCUGGUUCUUUGAAGUCAUUUGGGUGGUUGUGCAACACGGUGGAGGAGAUUGAGCCAUUUGGUUUGGAUUUGCUGAGAAAAUUCAUCAAGUCCCCUGUUUGGCCAAUUGGUCCUCUUUUGCCCAACCCAUGGUUAGUUAACCCAUCGUCUUCGUCGUCCUCGAAUCGUGAUAGUUUAUAUAGACAACAUGCAGGGAAAGAGCCUGGGAUUUCACCUGAAAAGUGUCUUCAAUGGCUUGACAUGCAUGGUUAUGACUCAGUUCUUUACGUUUCUUUUGGUUCUCAAAACACCAUUAGUCCAUCACACAUGAUGGAACUGGCAAUUGGGUUGGAAGCCAGUGGGAAACCAUUCAUUUGGGUGAUUAGGCCUCCACUCGGAUUCAACUUAAAGUCCGAGUUUAAAUCCGAAUGGUUACCGCAAGGGUUCGAAGAUCGAAUGAGUAAGAGUAACCAAGGGUUGUUGGUGAAAAACUGGGCGCCGCAAUUGGAGAUCUUGUCGCAUAAGUCGACCGGGGCGUUUUUAAGCCAUUGCGGGUGGAAUUCAACGUUGGAAAGCUUGAGCCAAGGUGUAAAGAUCAUAGGGUGGCCGAUGGCGGCCGAGCAGGCUUAUAACUCGAAGAUGCUGGUGGAGGAAAUGGGAGUCGCGGUGGAGUUGACGACGGGGAUUCAGGGUUCUGUUUCGAGUGAACGGGUUAAGAAAGUGACGGAAAUGGUGAUGGAUAAAGAAGGGAAAGGAGGGGAUAUGAAGAAAAAAGCUGAAGAAAUCGCGGAACAUAUAAGGGCAGCUGUGAAGGAUGAAGGAGGUGACAAAGGGUCUUCUAUUAAAGCGUUAGAUGAUUUUGUUUCUGCCAUUAAAACAAGGAAAUCAGAUUAAAACUCGAGCUACCCAGCUUCCGCUCGGUUAUCGAAUCCAUACGAGCCGACAUGUCGGGUGUCAAAUGAUUUUCCCA